GGACAGUGGUUUCGUGGCGCGCUUUGCUCCACGCAAUCGCGGGGAUGCAAGCGUCUUGGCAUCGUCAUCUCAGAAGCCGUUUGCUUAUCCAUUACGUCUUUUCAGCCCCAAGGAAGGGAAGAGGAGAACCCAUCCGCUCUGCCAUGCUGGAUGUCAAGUUAAGAAGCCGUCCUUCAGGCAGGCUAAACCAGGUGCUGAAGAUCCGUUGAUCUGUCGUUUUGCCGCCGAUCUGCCGUCAAUCUGCCGUGGAUCUGUUGAUCGCGAUGGGCAGUGCGACAUGCACUGGGACGACAUGCGCAGGAUUUGCCACGUCGGCGUCUCUGCGACGUCGAUCCAUUGAAAGCCUGCCACGUGGCGGCCUGUCGACCCAACACCUAUCAUGUUCGUGCCCAUCGCCGUCUUCGGCAAAGAGCGCGUCGUCCUCGCAGACUCUCUCGCAAAGGCGCGGCCUUGUGAAGACAUGUGCGACAACCUCCGAGCAACUAGUGCGCGGCAACACCGGCGGCGGCGGCGGCAAUCCCGAGGCUUCGUCCGCGGCAGAGGCGCGCAGCACCCGCAACAGCACCGGCAAUCGCCGCCAUGGCCGAAGCGGGGGAAUUGAAAGAGGACUUACCUAUACGUACUAUUCGAAUUCAAACUCCUCGUUUGUGCGAGGGGCACGUGGCGUGUCUUCCUCAUCUGCUCUCUCUGAAAAUCGACAUGCAAGACGGUCCAUCACCGUCCGCUGCCACGUGGCGGCGGCAAGAACAAGCCGUUCACCGGAACCGCCGCCCCUCGCCGGGAUAGCGACGGCGCCGGCGGCGGCGGCUAAAUCCGCCAUCGCCAUCGCCGCCGCCGCCGCCGGCAGCGAAACGGUCCUGCUGACUGAUCAGCAGCCAGAUCUUCUUUCCCCAUCGAUGAUCGCAGGAGAUCGGACGGCAGCGACAACAACAACAACAACAACGUUGACACCACCCGCCAUGACCGAGAGGGAGGAGGAGGAAAGACUGCGCUAUUUGACCGAGAGGACAAUUGGCGGCAUUCCCAAGGACGAAUUUCUGCGACUAAGUAAGCCAGCUCGGUACCUGGGCAACGAGUUCGGCGCGGUGCACAAGGCUUGGCGCUCUGCAUCCGUCCGAUUUUCCUUGACUUAUCCCGAGAUCUACGAGGUGGGAGCGAGCAACCUGGGUCACAUUGUUCUCUACACGGUGCUUAACGACACCGACGGCCUUCUCUGCGACCGCUGCUACAUGCCAGGCGACGACAUGGCUGCCAAGCUUCGGCAGCACAAUCUUCCGUUGUUCGCCGUAGAGUCCAGGCGCUCCCUCUCGGAGUUCGAUUGCCUGGGCUUCAGUCUGAGCUACGAGUUGGGAGCGACGAAUGUUCUUGAAAUGCUCUCCUUGAGCGGCAUUCCCCUGACUUGGGAAGCGCGCCUCGGGAAUGACGACGACGACGACAAGCCGUGGAACGUAGAGAUGGAGGGGGGAGGUAGCAACUCAGUCUGGCCCUUGGUCUUCGCCGGCGGCCCCACCGCCACUUCCAAUCCUGAACCCUUCUCCGACUUCUUCGACUUCUUCGCGCUCGGCGAUGGAGAGGACUCCUUGCCGGAGAUCGGACGGUGUCUUCAGCAGUGCAAAGCCGAAGGUUUGUCGCGGCGCAGCACCUUGCGCAAGCUCGCUUCAACCGUGGCAGGCGUGUAUGUCCCUCAGUUCUAUGAGCGACUGGAAGGCUGGGGGGGGGCAGUCUUUCCUAAAGAGGAAGGCGUGCCGGCGCGCGUCGUCCGACGUGUCUCCAUGCCCGACCCUUUUCAGCAGAUCGGUCUUGUGCCGUACGUCGAGACCGUACACGACCGAUUAACGGUGGAGAUAAGGCGGGGAUGCACGAGGGGGUGUCGAUUCUGCCAGCCUGGCAUGCUUACCAGGCCGGCGAGGGACGUCGAUCCCGAUCGGGUUGUCCAGGCUGUCACCGACGGCAUGAGAAAGACCGGGUACAACGAGUUCUCUCUUCUGUCGUUGAGCUGCUCGGACUACCUGGCGCUGCCAGCUGUCGGCAUAGAGAUCAGAAACAGGCUCAAGGGGGAACCCAUCUCCUUGGCCCUGCCGAGUCAACGCGUUGACCGAUUUGAUGACAACAUCGCCAACAUAAUCGGAGGGGCAAGGAAAGGCGGGCUCACGUUUGCGCCGGAGGCGGGAACGCAAAGGCUGCGAGACAUCAUCAACAAGGGGCUGACCAAUGAGGAGCUGCUACGCGGCGUCAAAACCGCCUGGGACAAAGGGUUUAAGCAAGUGAAACUCUAUUUCAUGAUCGGUCUUCCCGGAGAGACAGACGCCGACGUCAGGGGUAUUGUCGAGACGGUGAAGUGGCUGCAAUCGCAGUGCAGAAGAGGCAAGCAACGGAUCGGGAUCCGGUUAACCAUCUCCAACUUCAGCCCGAAGCCGCACACGCCAUUUCAAUGGCAUUCGGUCUCGACGGCGGAGUUCCAGAGGAAGCAGAGGUUUCUCCGGCGGGAGCUGUCUCGCCUCCACGGGGUCAAGUUCAAUCUGACAGACGUCAGGAUCUCAGCGAUGGAAGAUUUCCUCAGCAGAGGAGAUCGACGGCUGGGAAAGGUCAUUCUGCGAGCGUGGCAACUGGGCGCCACAAACGAUGCAUGGUGGGGUAAUUUAGACGAUUGCUUCGCUAAGUGGUCGCAGGCGAUUGAGGAAUCGGGGCUGUCUUGGAAAUACCGACAGGUGGAGGAAGGGGAGUGGGACGUUCUGGAGAAGCUGGGUGAUGGGCAGUACAGAGGGCAAGGACAGGGGGGGAAAGGGCGCUUGGAUCGGGGCAAUCUAGCGGAUGACAGGCUAGAUGCCCCUCUUCCAUGGGAUGUAAUCGACACGGGAGUGGCAAAAUGGUGGUUGAAAGCGGAUCUUCAGCGGGCGUUGGAGGCAGCUACAGUGCCGGACUGUGCACAUAGCGGCCUGUGCUCAGAAUGCGGUGUCUGUGGGGAGGAGUUUGGGGAGAAUGUCGUGGCGGAGGUGCCUCCUAUCCCCGAGUUUGUGGGUCAGUUCGUUGCAGAUCAACGACGGACCCAGCGGCUCAGAAUCACCUUCGGUAAAGAAGGAUCUAUGGUGUACGUUGGGCACUUGGAUCUCAUGCAUCUAUUUGACCGUGCGAUGCGGCGGGCCUCGCUGCCCGUCGCUUUCGAUGGCGGCUUCCAUUCCAUGCCCCAGAUUGCCGCGGCCAUGCCUCUCCCGCUCGGUCACAGCAGUUGUGCUGAGCUGCUCGAUGUCUAUCUUACAGAGCGUGUGGGUGUGGACGAGUGCAAGCGAAGACUCGCAGAGCAGCUGCCUCAUGAUCUUCCCAUCCUCAACGUCGAAGCUCUGCCGGUCAAACACCUCAACGGAAAGUACUAUGAAACGACGGGAAAGCUGCUCGUCGCGGCGGAGUACGUUGUUUUGCUCCAUCCACGUGAAGAGGACGAGGAGGUGGUGGGAGAGGAGAGAGAGGAGGAGAGAGAAAAGGAGGAGAGAGAGGAGGGGAUAGAGGAGGAGGGAGGGGUAUUACUCACUGCUGUGCAGCAGAGUGUUGUUGUUCCGGAUUUGACCAAGUACAAAGAAUGGAUAAGAGAGGUGCUCUCCAUGGAGACGUGUAUGGUCGCACGACCCGCCAAGGAAGGGAAAAAGGAGAAGGUGGUCGAUGCUAGACCCCUGUUGUUCGAAUUCGAGGUGUAUAAAGGGGUACUUCCAAAGGCAAUGCGAGCCCCACAUGCUCCUAGUCGUUGCCAAGGAGAUGUGAUCGUACGGUUCGUGGGCAAGUGCGGUGGCGAUCUUGGCCUCAGGAUCGAGGAUGUCCUUGAGAUGCUCAGGCAAGUUGCAGGUCUGCCCUUCGUCGCUGCUCAUGUGCAUAGAAAUAAGUUCAUCCUUAGCGAGCCCGUCAAACCCAAACCGAACGUGGAGUACCUUACCUCCGUCGUCAGAGAUGAAGGCUUUCGUGCUUUGUACCGUAGAUUCGAUGGGACUAGUCGGAUCCAUAGCGAAGAUGGAACGGGAUCGGGACCGACUCAGGCCGAAAAUUAUGUUGAUGCCGCACGGAUUGCCAGAGAGGCUAGCGUGGUUGCGUCUGCGGCUGGCGUUCGUGUCGUUCGCAUAAGUGACGAUUGUCCCCUGCGGUUGUCGUCGAUGAGCACGGUCGUUUACGCGUCGGCGGCAAGGGAGUCCAGUGUGAAUCUCGUGAUGUCAUCGGAAGCGGCGUCUGGGAUGGACGUUGACGGCGGGGCAGGGCGCGGUGGUUUGACGACGGCGGAGAGGACUGCUAUUGCUGCGGUGGUUAAUGCCGUCCUCUUCUGCUGCCAGAUGGCGAGCAACGACGCAAACUUCAAAGCGGCUGUUCGUGCACGGCACAAGCUCAUGGCGCUUCCGACGACUGGGCAGUGCUUGGAUGUGGCUGCCAUUUCCGACGCGGUGCUGGAGGUCUGCUACGCGAUGGGGUGCGGGGGGUUUCCACGGGCRACUCCACGGUGGUGGGUGAAGCGGCGARCCGGCGGCACGUGSGARGAUCUGCRGCAAUGUGAUGACGCCACGGAUGAUUACUUCAAGGAGAAGCUUCGAAUGUYGCCUCGUGUUUUCCGCGAGAUCGCGGAGACUCUUUCCCCACUCCUUSAACGCCGUGUGACGUUCUACAGGGUGCCUUUGCAGCCAGACCACAUCAUUGCGUAUGCACUGUACAGGUGGGCGACGGGGGAGACGUACGACAGCGGGACGUGUAGCUUCGGCAUCGGGAGGGCUUCCGGCAUCACGGCGGUGCAUGACGUCACGGCGGCGUUGCUGAUUGCUUACCCCGACAAGAUAUCAUGGACCACAGGUUUGCAGAAGGCGGUCGUGUUGCGCGCCUUCGCGGACAAGGGGUUUCCAAACUGCCAUGGGUGCAUCGACUGCACACAUAUCUACAUCGACAAACCCGCGAAAGCCAACGGUGAGGACUACUACGACAGGAGAUGUCGAUUCUCCGUGCAGGCGCAAGUGGUGGUCGACAUGAACUUGCGUGUGCUGGACGUCUUCGUCGGUUAUCCGGGGAGUGUGCAUGACAUAAGGAUGUUGAACCUGUCGAGUUUGUGGGUGCGCGCAGAGUCAGGACAACUUUUCACUGGCCCGCAUGUGAUGCUGCCUUUCGGUGUGCGGACUAAUGGCUACUUGCUCGGCGACAAUGGUUAUCCGCAGUCGGAAUGGAUAGUCGUCCCUUACGGCGGUCUCGCGCAACACCCGACGGAGGCACGCUUCGACAACAAACAGAAGACGGCCAGGGGAGCAGUGGAGAGGGCAUUUGGCAGACUAAAGGGGAUGUGGAGGUUGUUCCUCCGCACCCACAAGCGCAACAUGGACAGCUUGCCGCAACAAUUCGUCGCCGUCUGCAUCCUCCACAACAUACUCACCGACGUUGGCGUCCCGUUUGAUGACAAUCUGCUGUGGGAAGUGGGUCCAGACGGCGUGCGUCGUAGAGUGGAUCUGGGGAUGCAUCAGCCAUUGAAGCCAGUGUGCAUGGAGUCUACGACGGGGGAUGCGCUGAUAUUGAGGGACGCGUUGGCGGAGCGGAUGAUUGCGCAGUGAGGUGGGCCGUGUUCGCAGUUGGAGACCCCGCCAUGAAUGAAACCUGUCUCUUAUA
Molecule: messenger RNA, 5616 nt
Organism: Chara braunii
Lineage: Eukaryota; Viridiplantae; Streptophyta; Charophyceae; Charales; Characeae
Source: the annotation of a GenBank genome assembly